GGGCUUUCCGAAGCAGACAGUUUCCCACUUCCGUGAUGUAGCGAGGAUGCCGAACUGACUUGUGCUUCAUGGUAUCUCAUUGAAGUAACAACCGUUAUGCACGGGAUUUUAUUAGGCAAGAAUGACCAUCAAUUCUGGAACAAUAAAUAUGGAUCGAAACCACAAACCGAGACAUAUGGUGUUUUCAAAGAUGGAGAAGCUGUUAUUGGAAAUGCAGAACCCCAAAACUGGUGUUCCGGUGAAGUGUCAGAAAACAUUCCUCUCCACCAUUCCGUCAGUAUUCACAGGUUAUGACCUGAUCACAUGGCUGCGGCACCACCUGAACAUCAGUGAGGAGGACGUGAGCGAGGCACUGCACCUGGCCCAGCUGUUGUGCCAAUAUGGCUACUUCUUCCCCAUCACAGACAAUAAGACCCUCGUCGUUAAGGGGGACAUCUCGCUCUACAGGUUCCAGUGCCCCUUCUACUGGGCCUCGCAUAAUACAGAACCUGACAAUGUUACAUAUGCAAUCCAUCUGACCAAGCGAUCUAUGCGAAAUAAACAGAAACAUGGCUUGGAAGAUUAUGAACAGAACGUGUACAGCAAGCUGCAGAAGAUGUUGUGUGAUAAAUGGGAGACAAUUCAGACUCAGGCACAAGACCAAGUCAGAAUCGCUAAAGACAGGAAGAGGACAGAUAAAGUCAUCACUGACAGUCAAGAAAGGGCUUUCUGGAGAAUACACCGGCCACCGCCCGGACACAUAAGGGGAGUUGAAGGCGGACCGAAGAGAUACUUCAUGAUUAGUCAGAUGGACAACCGGAGAAAGAAUAAGAACUUUCUAGAGAAACAGGUUAGAUAUUUGAGGAAUGCUGUGAACAGAUGUAGAAUGAAGACGCUAAAGGCGAUUGAGAGCUAUGCCCAGAGACACGAGCAGUAUCAAGACAACGACAGUUUCCUUACUGCAGUGUUGCCCUCCAACCCAUGGAUAUCCGAAGACACCACUUUCUGGGAGCACUGUGAUGACUACAUCGAAAAUCCGACUGAGCGUCGAGUGAAGAAGUGGGCAUACAGUUUUCACGAGUUGCUGUCCGACUAUGUGGGGAGGGAAGAGUUUGAGAAAUUCCUCAAGAAGGAGUACAGCCAUGAGAACAUCCGCUUCUGGAAUGCCUGCGAAGACCUCAAGUUCUGUCCUCACUCCAAGGUCGCCGUCAUGAUAGACAGGAUCUAUGAUGAAUUCUUGAAUCCUGGGUCAGCCCAUGAGAUCAAUAUAGAUGGGAAGACCAUGGAAAUAGUCCAGCAGAACCUGAAGAAGGAGAAACCAGACAGGUUUACUUUUGAGGCUGCUCAGGAACAUAUCUUUCUGUUGAUGAAGAAAGACAGCUAUGCUCGCUUUCUCCGAUCGGAACAAUACAAGAGUCUAUUGGCUAAUGCACUGCAACCAGGGAACAAGAAAAAGCUAUUAAGCAGUAGCAUGUUCUUUAACUUUGGAAGUCGUAAAAAGACUCUGACUCCAAGUCCUCAGCCAAAGAGACGAAGCAGUGCUGGUAGUGACUUCGCAGACGGAGCAGGCUCAGUGGCCCAGCACUCCUACAGCACCGGAAACCUCCGGGAGUUGGAUGAUAAGGCUGUCGUAAUGAGGAGAGAACAGAAUUCUUCAGAUUCCAGUCUUUCAAGGUGGUAUAUUUCCAGUGAGACGUCCCCGACAAGGAAGUCCGAAAUAGGUUUGUUGGACAGCCCACGACGGAGCAAGCAGUUGGAAGUGCCAAAACACCUCUCUCUUCACAUGAGCGGCGAGAGAUCGAGGGGGGAGCCCUCAUCCUGUCUGGCGAUUACCGUCCCUAGCAAGACAAACAUUGUGGCCCCGUGGGAGGGCCCGCAAUAGACACAUGUAGCCCUGCUGUGUCGACCCUUGCAGUCAAAGCAUUCAGCAUGUCAAGGUCAAGGUCAAGGUUAUUAGCAGAUCUGUAUACGUCAUAACUAUUUCAGAAAAAACAUCUUUAUUGAAAGAUUUCUGAUGCUAUAUCUUAUUAUUACUAGGAUCCUAGACAUAAUAUGUGACUAGAUUGUGGUUGAAUGUAUGUCUCCUAGAAGACAGGUAUCUUGUCUUGUGAUGUAAGGGACUAUCACCAAUACAUGUUCAAAGGAUGAAAAUGAGAUGGUGGUUAAGGCUUUUGUCAAAAGAUGUUAGCAGGCAGGUGAGCUGUUUCUGGGCAGGAGGCAGUAGGAAUGUUCGAAGACCAACUGUUAAUUAUCAGUAUGGGCAAUGGCUGGAAUAUGCUUAAAAGUUGAAGAUACUUGUGUAAUUUAAGGGAGUUAUUUGUUGCUGUUUUGCUGAGUGCGUAGUGAGGUGGUGUUCCAGGGUCUGUGCUUGCACAGAGGUUUUGUAGCACUAAUAAAGCUGUUAAAGUACAGUAGCUGUAGCCCUACAAACAUUUUAGGGAUGUGUCCCUGGAUGGUUUGGACGUAGAUACAUACGGAAAUUAAUUGACAGGAUUUCAAGGUUGAAUGAUGCUCAUAAAGGCAAGAUAACAGUAUUGAAUCUUUUGAAAUAGUCAGAUAACCAUUUCGAUAUAUAUUGGCAAAGAAGGAAUGUCUUGUGAAACAUUACCAAUUUCAUAGGUACGAUGACUUUUAUGAAAUAUGCAUUUGGAUCAGGCCACAUGGUGACUUCAAAUGUAAGUUUGUUUCUGUUUUAUAUCAGCAUGAGGGCUGUGAAGUUUCAGGAGUGUUAAUUAAACAAUGUGACAUAUUUUUUUUUCAACUUGAAUUUAUUUCCUUCAUGUCACUUUCCAUCUGCUAUCAUGCGUUACACAGAUGGGUGACUGAGACACCGCUGCUGCUCUGACUGAAAGGGUUAAAGCUAGUUCCUCUAGCUCCACAAGGGUUAGAAUGGUGAUAACAUCUUCCCCAGGCAAGGGAGUUUACUGACUUUGAAAGUCCACUUUCCACCCUUGACGAACUAGGCUUGAAUUCCUUGGCUCGAUCGUAGCGCUACCAGUGGUUAUUAUGUCUCUUUUAAGCCUC
Molecule: messenger RNA, 3003 nt
Organism: Haliotis rufescens (red abalone)
Lineage: Eukaryota; Metazoa; Mollusca; Gastropoda; Lepetellida; Haliotidae
Product: regulator of G-protein signaling 7-like
Exons: 17
Coding region: 122-1861 (579 amino acids)
Biological process (GO): intracellular signal transduction; regulation of G protein-coupled receptor signaling pathway; G protein-coupled receptor signaling pathway
Source: RefSeq, a predicted model, not a curated record